CCUUCACAGAUUUUAAUGUAAACGGAGAGCCGAAGGGACACAAAGAGACCUUCGCCGGUGUGAGAUGUUGCUAGCAUCGGCCGUGGUCGUAUGGGAAUGGCUGAACGAGCACGGUCGCUGGCGACCUUACAGCCCAGCAGUGUCUCACCAUAUCGAGGCGGUGAUCCGCAGCGACCCUCGGGGUGCCGGGAGUGUGGUACUAGGCCAGGUUGACUCGAGAUUAUCCCCAUACAUCAUCGACCUGCAGUCCAUGCACCAGUUUCGCCAAGACACUGGUACGCUUCGGCCAGUACGGAGGAGUUUCUACGACCCGACGUCGGCUCCGGGCCAGGGCUGGCUGUGGGAGUGGGAGAAUGACUCGGGAUCGUGGACGGCUUACGACACGGACGUUAGCAUAGCCAUUCAGGCUGCGCGGGACCGCCAGCAGCCCUGGUUGGACCUGACUCCGCUGGGCUUCUGCUACCUCAUCGACCUGCAGAGCAUGACCCAGAUCAACAGGCAGACGCAACGGCGCCGCCGCAUCCAGAGGCGAUCGGACCUCGCCUACCCGCUUGUCUCCGGCCCACUCCCCAGGCCGAACGUGUGGGGUGGCAGUUCGGGGUCUGGAGCAGGGGUCGGGAGUUCCCUCUUUGGGAUGGGGAUGUCUGGGAUGAGUGGGGGCAAUGGUAGCGCCUACCCCAGUGGAGCCCUUCCUGCGUCCUCCAUCACCUCCCUGGGCCAGCCCUGCUCCUGCCAGCAAUGCAUGCUGGUCCUGGGCGUCAAGACCUCCAGCAUGGCCCACACUCUGGGGCGGAAACCUCCUCAGAUGGUCAAGCCGCCCAGCCCGAAAGCCACCAUGCGGGGGUAUUCCUAUUCACUCACCCUUCCUCACCCCCCAGCCCUGUCCCGUGUGCUUUCUCCCCACAGGAACACCACCACUGGAGCCAAUGGGGGGUUUGGCCACUCGCUCGCCCAGCUGAGUUCGGCCACCGCAGCACUUUCUCUCUCAUCCACACGCCCCCCUCCCCCUACAGUGCCCCCGCCUCCCCCUCCCACAACCACGCCCAGUUCUGUCUCCGCCCCUAACCCGCCUCCUUCUCCGCCUGCGAUAGCCACUCCUCUCAUCUCCACAGCGACCACCUGUGCCCCCACGCCCUCUGCUCGCGUCCUGGGCCCCGUUUCGUCGGCGGCUGCUGCCUGCUCGGCCCCCGUGCCCCCUCGUGCCAGCCUGGCUGGGCUGAGUCGACCCGCCCUGCAACGAAUUGCCAUGGCACAGUCGCGGGCGCUCAUAGCCUCUGGUGUUCCAACGGUUCCUGUGAAGAACCUGAAUGGCUCCAGUCCAGUUCACCCAGCACUGGCAGGCAUUACUGGCAUUCUGAUGAGUGCGGCUGGACUUCCUGUCUGUUUGACCCGCCCACCUAAACUCGUGCUCCACCCACCUCCCGUCAGCAAGAGUGACAUCAAACCAGUCCCAGGCCUGGGUCACUGCUGCCGCAAGACCACCAAGAAACAGGCUCGCAAAGGUCGGACUCCUGAGGAGGUGGUGAGGAGAUACCUGCAGAAGGUGCGGAAUCCUCCGGAAGAGGACUGCACUAUUUGCAUGGAGGCUCUUGGCGGUCCCUCUGGCUAUAAGGGCCCUGGAGUGGGUGGGAUCUCUCGGGCAGAGUCAGUGGGUCGGCUGACCCAAUGCGGGCACCAGUACCACCUGCAGUGCCUGGUGGCCAUGUACAAUAACGGGAAUAAAGACGGGAGUCUGCAGUGCCCCACCUGUAAGACCAUCUACGGCGUCAAGACUGGAAACCAGCCGCCUGGCAAGAUGGAGUACCACGUCAUCCCGCACUCGCUGCCCGGACAUCCCGACUGCAAAACCAUCCGUAUCAUCUACAACAUACCCCCUGGAAUACAGGGCCCUGAGCAUCCAAACCCCGGUAAGCCCUUCACCGCUCGUGGAUUUCCCCGCCACUGCUACCUCCCUGACAGCGAGAAAGGCCGUUUGGUACUGAAGUUGCUCUUGGUUGCCUGGGACCGCAGGCUUAUCUUCUCUGUGGGCACGUCCAGCACCACAGGAGAAUCAGACACAGUCAUUUGGAAUGAGGUCCACCACAAGACCGAGUUUGGCUCCAAUCUGACCGGCCAUGGUUACCCCGACGCUGGUCACCUAGACAACGUCCUCGAAGAGCUGAGAGCUCAAGGCAUCACUGAGGAAGAGUGUCUGGACAAAGAUUGA
Molecule: messenger RNA, 2206 nt
Organism: Chanos chanos (milkfish)
Lineage: Eukaryota; Metazoa; Chordata; Actinopteri; Gonorynchiformes; Chanidae
Gene: dtx4a
Product: deltex 4, E3 ubiquitin ligase a
Exons: 9
Coding region: 65-2206 (713 amino acids)
Biological process (GO): Notch signaling pathway; protein ubiquitination
Molecular function (GO): zinc ion binding
Source: RefSeq, a predicted model, not a curated record